Messenger RNA from Glossina fuscipes, 1832 nucleotides. RefSeq names its product neurexin-3-like. The coding region runs from base 154 to 1716 and encodes 520 amino acids. The transcript is spliced from 4 exons. The record is from RefSeq and is a predicted model, not a curated record. Lineage: Eukaryota; Metazoa; Arthropoda; Insecta; Diptera; Glossinidae.
ACAUAGUAGUGAUAUCCAAAAAAAAAUAAGAGAGAUAACGCAACAUAUAGUUCGCUAUAUGUAUGUGUAUCUAAUCUAAUCAUUGCGUAUUGUAUGUAAAAAGACGUUAGGUGAACGCUCAGUAAUCAUUAUUUGUAAGUUUUAUAUAGCAAAAUGUGUGUGUGUGUGUAUAUAUAUUUAACAGCUGAAACAAUACUGGGCCGGCACAGCACCAUGGAAAUAAGGUCAAUACAUUUAGGUGGUCUAUUCCAUGCCGAAGAAGAGAUACAAAUGACUUCGACUAUGCCGAAUUUCGUGGGUCAAAUGCAAGGCUUCAUUUUCAAUGGUCAGAGAUAUAUUGAUAUUGUGAAAACCUUGGGACCGGAACUGUCGGCAUUACCAAGUGCAACCUUUAAGCUAACAGCACGUUUUGUUAACUCACCACCCGGCAAUCCCUAUCACGCUGCCACUUUUAGAUCGAAACAUUCCUACGUAGGCUUGCCAAUGUUAAAGGCUUACUCGAGUAUAUCAUUAGAUUUUCGUUUUAAAACCGUUGAACCAAACGGCCUGUUACUGUACAAUGGUGGCCGUCGUAAUGAUUUCGUUGCAGUGGAAUUAGUUAAUGGUCAUAUUCAUUACACUUUCGAUUUAGGCGACGGACCGGUUACAAUGCGUGAUAAAUCGCGUAUACAUAUGAACGAUAAUCGUUGGCAUCAAAUCAGUAUACGAAGACCUGGACCGAAAACUCAUACUCUUGCUGUGGAUGAUUCAUUCGAAAUUGUUACUUUGUCGGGCAGUAGUAUGCAUUUAGAAUUGGCUGGCAUCCUAUAUAUAGGCGGCGUGUUUAAGGAUAUGUAUGCAAAAUUGCCGGCAUCGAUAUCGUCACGUUCUGGUUUCGAGGGCUGCAUAGCAUCACUCGAUUUGGGCGACACAUCACCAUCACUGACCAACGACGCUGUAGUGCCGAGCUCGCUUGUUGUGUCCGGCUGUGAGGGCCCAACAAAAUGUAGCCAAAAUGCAUGUGCAAACAGAGGCGUUUGUGUACAGCAAUGGAAUGCGUACGUCUGCGAGUGUGACUUGACUUCUUAUACCGGACCAACUUGUUACGAUGAAUCAAUUGCUUAUGAAUUUGGCAACAAUAAGGGCAUCAUCCAAUAUACGUUUCCUGAAAAUUCUCAGGCCGAUACCGAAGAGGAUAAUAUUGCGUUGGGCUUUAUUACAACAAAAUCGGAUGCUGUACUAUUGCGCAUUGAAAGUUCGACAACCCAAGAUUAUAUGGAAAUGGAAAUUGUCGAGGGCAAUAUAUUUAUGGUUUAUAAUAUUGGUACACGUGAUUUACCUUUGGGUGAGAUUGGUACAAAAGUUAAUGAUAAUACAUAUCAUGUGGUGCGCUUUAGUCGUCGUGGAGGUAAUGCCACCUUACAAUUGGAUGAUUACAAUGUCCAAACUUUAACGCCACAAGGCCAUCAAUCUACUGUGUUCAAUACAAUGGCAAAUAUACAAGUGGGCGGUAAAUUUAGUCGUUCGGGACGUACACGGAUUGAUCGUCCAUUUGCCGGAGUAAUAGCUGGUCUAUCGGUCAAUAAAUUGCGUAUAUUAGAUUUGGCUGUGGAUCGCGAUCCCCUUAUAACUAUACGAGGAGAUGUUCAAUUGGUAACUGGAGUAUUAGAUAGAAAUGAUCUGCAAAGAAUGCAGCAGGUUAGGGAUUUUAUUUUAUUACAAAACAAUUAUUUUUGAAUUCUCUUCAAAACUUUUUUCAAGUACUUUUCUCUCAUCUAAAAUAUAAUAUAUUCUAUCCGAGACUUGAUUCAUUCUUUCAAGGAAAAUGUCAAUAAAUUAUGACGAGAAAAAAC